CCUGCCGCUCCAAUACCACCCCAGACCUCCGCGCACCCCGGGCGCUUUGUGCGGGGCCGGAGGUGGAGGCGCAGGCCGCCAUGGCGCUGCGCGCGGCACUGUUCGACCUGAACGGGGUCCUGGCGCUGCCCUCGCCGGCCGGGGCCUUCGGCCGCGCGGAGGAGGAGUUGGCGCUGCCCAGAGGCUUUCUGAAUGAAGCUUUCCAGAAAGGAGGCCCAGAUGGUCCCAGUGCCCGCCUCAUGAGGGGAGAGAUCACAUAUUCCCAGUGGGUGCCACUCAUGGAAGAAAACUGCAGGAAGUGUUCUCAGGACUCUGGAAUCCGCCUCCCUGAGAAUUUCUCUGUAAGUCAAAUCUUUGGCAAGGCGGCUGCAACAAAGAUCAACCACCCCAUGCUUCAGGCGGCUCUUGCUCUCAGAAAGCAGGGAUAUACAACCUGCCUCCUCACCAACAACUGGCUGGAUGACAGUGCUCAGAGGGGCAUCCUGGCCCAGCUGGUGUGUCAGCUGAGGCCACACUUCGACUUCCUGAUAGAGUCAUGCAGGAUCAGAAUGGCCAAGCCUGAUCCUCGGAUCUACAAGUUUGUACUGGACACCUUGAACGCCAGCCCCAAUGAGGUUGUAUUCUUGGAUGACAUCGGGGCUAAUCUGAAGCCAGCUCGUGACUUGGGGAUGGUCACCAUUCUCGUCCGUGACACAGACACAGCCCUGAGGGAACUGGAGAAAGUAACUGGGGUGCAGCUUCUCCAAGUUGCCACCGCUCUGCCAAUCGCAUGCAAUCCGAGGGACGUGAGCCAUGGCUAUGUGCCAAUAAAGCCUGGGGUGCGUAUGCAUUUUGUGGAGCUGGGCUCCGGUCCUGCCGUGUGCCUGUGCCAUGGAUUUCCUGAGAGCUGGUUCUCUUGGAGGUACCAGAUCCCUGCUCUGGCUCAGGCGGGUUUCCGGGUGCUAGCUCUGGAUAUGAAAGGCUAUGGAGAGUCGUCUGCUCCUCCUGAAAUAGAAGAAUAUUCCUUGGAAGUGUUAUGCAAGGAGAUGGUAACCUUCCUGGAUAAGUUGGGGAUCACUCAAGCAGUGUUCAUUGGCCACGACUGGGGAGGCAUGCUGGUGUGGAACAUGGCUGUCUUCUAUCCGGAGAGAGUGAGGGCAGUGGCCAGUUUGAAUACUCCCUUCAUACCAGCCGAUCCCAGUGUACCUAUGAUGGAGAAAAUCAAAGCCAAUCCUAUUUUUGAUUACCAGCUCUACUUCCAAGAACCAGGAGUGGCUGAGGCUGAACUGGAACAGAACCUCAGCCGGACUUUCAAAAGCUUCUUCAGAGCAAGUGAUGAGGCUUUUCUCUCCGUGAGCAGAGUCCGCGAAAUGGGAGGACUCUUUGUGAGAACCCCAGAGGAGCCCAGCCUCAGCCACAUCGUCACCGAGGAGGACAUCCAGUUCUAUGUGCAGCAGUUCAAGAAGUCUGGUUUCAGGGGUCCCCUAAACUGGUAUCGAAACGUGGAUGUAAACUGGAAGUGGGGCUGCACAGGUUUGGGACGAAAGAUCCUGAUUCCGGCUCUGAUGGUGACCGCGGAGAAGGACGUCGUGCUCACUCCAGAGAUGUCCAAGCAUAUGGAGGACUGGAUCCCCUACCUGAAAAGGGGACACAUUAUGGAUUGCGGACACUGGACACAGAUGGAGAAGCCCACCGAGUUGAAUCGGAUCCUCAUUGAGUGGCUGGAGACGGAUGCCAGGGACCCACCAGUGGUCUCGAAGCUUUAGGGCAUGGCGUGUGCCAGCCCCCCAGCAGGCCUGCAAGCCCUUCCUCUGCUGGGCUUGGAACCCAGAGGAAGUCUUUCCGGCACCUCUUGUAACCGGCAGCAUCAUUCCAAGGGGGUUUACUCUGCAGAGUGGUUUCCUUUAAAUGAAGAGAGUCAAAUCUGACAUAAUUUUAGAUACAGGAAAAAUCACAUCUGAUUCAUUCUCCAGGUAUAAAGGUGUUACUUUCUCUCUUAAGAGUGGCUUACAGUGUUCUAUAGGCGACGAAACGGGAUGGCCAGGGGUGAUUUCUCUUUGACUAACCAAUCACGGUUCGGCAGCAAAAUCCGUUAAUUUUGAAGCACAUCAGCUGAGAUUGGAACUCGUUGGUCUAAUAAAGCUCAAACAUUC
Messenger RNA from Acinonyx jubatus (cheetah), 2132 nucleotides. RefSeq names its product epoxide hydrolase 2 (gene EPHX2). Bases 81 to 1745 code for a protein of 554 amino acids. Gene Ontology annotation, cellular component: peroxisome. NCBI's taxonomy places the organism in Eukaryota, Metazoa, Chordata, Mammalia, Carnivora, Felidae. Gene Ontology annotation, molecular function: magnesium ion binding; lipid phosphatase activity. The transcript is spliced from 19 exons. Gene Ontology annotation, biological process: cholesterol homeostasis; phospholipid dephosphorylation. The record is from RefSeq and is a predicted model, not a curated record.